CAAAUUUCUUGUGGAAAAUUGAUACCUCUGUUUCCACGAAUCUUUCAGUCAACGUUCUGUGUUAUGUACACACAUAUCUUCUUUGCUAAUUCUUCUACCUUCUCUAAAAAUCUAUGCGACCUCACAUCAAGAAAACAAAACAAUGGCUUCUUCUUCUUCUUUAACUCUUUUGUCUCCUCCGUUUUCUUCGCACCAUGUCUUCCCAAGCUUCCACGGGGCUGAUGUCCGCAAAAGCAUUCUCAGCCACAUCGUCAAGGAGCUCAAGAGCAAAGGAAUCGAUCUAUUCAUAGACAAUGAUAUAGAGAGGAGUAAGCUGAUCGGUACUGCGCUCGUCGAAGCUAUCAGAGGAUCUAGGAUUGCGAUUGUCUUGCUUUCGCAGAACUAUGCUUCGUCGACAUGGUGCUUGAACGAGCUGGUGGAGAUCAUCAAGUGUAGAAAAGAGUUCGGUCAAACAGUGAUUUCUCUUUUUUAUCAAGUGGAUCCAACUCAUGUAAAGAAGCAGACUGGUGAUUUUGGGAAGGUCUUUAAAAAAACUUGUCAAGGAAAAACAGAGGAGGAGAUCAGAAGAUGGCAACAUGCUUUGACGGAAGUGGCCCAACUCGCAGGCUACCAUUCAACAAACUGGGAGACUGAAGCAGAGAUGAUUGAAGCUAUUGCGACUGAUGUUUCGAACAAGCUGAACCUUUCAGCACCUUCCAGUGAUUUCGACGACUUAGUUGGGAUGGAAUCUCAUAUGACACAACUGGAACCAUUGUUACAGCUAGAUUCGAGCAAGGUGAGAAAAAUAGGGAUUUGGGGUCCGCCUGGGAUUGGUAAGACUACCAUUGCUAGAUAUUUUUUCAACCGACAUGCCCGAGAUUUCCAGAUGAGUGUCUUUAUGGGUAAUAUUAAAAGAAAGCAUGCCGCAAUGGCUUGUUCCGAUGACUACAGUGUGAAGUUGAAAUUACAGAAGAAGAUUAUGUCUAAGUUAACAAAUGAUAAGGAUACCAAGGUUCAACAUUUGGGAGUCGCCAAAGACAGGUUGAAACACAAGAAAGUUCUUGUCGUCCUUGAUGAUGUGGAUCGGUCAGCACAAGUAGAAGCCAUGGCAAACGAAACUUGGUUUGGUCCUGGGAGUCGGAUUCUCGUCACCACAGAAGAUCAAAAGGUUUUAAAAUCAAGUGGGAUUGACCAUAUACUCAAGGUGAAUUUACCAUCAUAUGGUCAAGCUCUUCAGAUGUUCUGCAUGUAUGCUUUUGAUCAGAAAUACCCAAAGGAUGGUUUUGAGAAGCUUGCUUGGGAAGUUAUGCCUCUUGUAGGUAGACUUCCAUUAGGGCUAAGGGUUAUGGGAUCCUAUUUCCGGGGAAUGUCGGAGCAAGAAUGGACAGAGGCACUACCAAGGUUAAGGACUCACCUUGACAGAGAUCGAGAAAUUGAGAACAUUUUAAAGUUUAGUUAUGAUGCCUUAUGUGAUGAAGAUAAAAGUUUAUUUCUUCAUAUAGCAUGCUUUUUCUAUGAUGAACUUGGUGAAAUUGAAAUAGUGAAAAGCUGUCUUGCGAGUUGUUUUUUGGAUGUGAGCCAAGGGCUGCACAUCUUAGCUGAAAAAUCUCUCAUAACUAUGAAAAAUGGAAGUAUACAUAUGGCAGAGUUGCUACUCCAACUAGGAAGAAAAAUUGUGCGAGAAGAAAAUGUUAGUGAGCCUUGGAAACGCCGGUUUUUGCAUGAUGCAGAGGAUAUUGAAGAAGUACUUAAUGAUGAUAAAAUUGGUAGUAGCAAUGUCAGAGGAAUAAAUCUUCAUUGGAAAGAUUACAUAACAUGUACAAAUGAAAGAGCCUUUAAAGGAUUGUCUAAUCUUCAAUUCUUAAGAAUCAAUGGCCUUGGCAUCAGUCCGCAAAAAGAAGACUACAUAUCCCAAAGACUUCGAGUACUAAUUUGGGACCGUUCCGAGAUGACAUGUUUUCCUUCAAAUUUUAAUCCAAAGUUCCUAGUCAAACUAGAGAUGCCUGAUAGCAAGCAUGUGAAAUUUUGGGAAGGGAUCAAACCGCUCAACAAUCUCAAGUGGAUGGAUUUGAGUUAUUCAGAUAGAUUGAAAGAGCUUCCGGAUCUCUCAACUGCUGUUAAUCUUCAAGAACUGAGUCUCAGAGGAUGCGAAAGCCUGGUGAAACUCCCUUCUUCUAUUGGAAAUGCAAUUAAUCUCAGAAAAUUGAAUCUCACAGAAUGCUCAGGUCUGGUGGAGAUCCCUUCUUCUAUUGGAAAUGCCAUUAAUCUCAGAGAGUUGAAUCUGAAGUUUUGCGAAAGUCUGGUGGAGAUCCCUUCAUCUAUUACGACUAUCACUUAUCUCAAAAUUAAUGAUCUUAAUGAUUGUUCAAGUUUGGUAGAGCUUCCCUUCAACAUUGAAACAGUCCUUGAUCCCACGAAAAUUGAUCUCAGUGGAUGCUCAAGUUUGGUGGAACUCCCUUUCUCUAUUGGGAAUGCAAUUGAUCUCCAAGAAUUGGAUCUUAGUAAUUGUUCAAGCCUGACGAAGCUCCCUUCCUCUAUGAGAAAUCUUCAUAGAUUGUCGGAAUUAGAGUUACGUGGAUGCUCAAAGUUAGAGGUUAAUCUGGCCAACAUCAACUUGGAGUCUAUUGAAGUACUCGAUCUCUCAGGUUGCUCUUCGUUGAAAAGUUAUCAUGAGAGUUCCACAGAAACUGGAGAGCUGGAUCCAUGGAGAAGGAGAAUAUCUCGUCUACAAAGACUUUAUAUAUGCAGAAUGAAGAAGCUGGUAUCACUCCCACAGCUUCCGGAUUCGCUAUCGUAUGUCGAUGCAUCCAAUUGUGAGUCACUGGAGAGACUAGAUUGCUCCUUUGGCAACCCAGAUAUUCUUCUCAACUUCAAAGAUUGUUUCAAACUAAAUCAAGAAGCUAAAGAUCUCAUCAUCCAGACGCCUACUAAUCAAUAUGCAGUCUUUCCCGCUGAAGAAGUGCCUUCAUGCUUCACUUACCGAUCUUCUGGGAGUUCUGUGAAUGUAAAGUUGAAUCGAUUGCCUCUUGGCACAUCAACCAAAUUUAAGGCCUGUAUCAUAUUUGGAGGUGAGGGCGAAAGGGGAUAUAGAGGAGCAGAUGUCUGUUGUAGCAUCACGUCCGGAGGGAAUCCUCUAAUUUCUUGCUAUAAAAGAAUAAAACGAGUUUAUCUGAACACAUCCGACUUUGCGCAUCUGUACACAUUCGAGGUUGAGGUUAAAACAGAGGAGGUCACUUCCACUGACCUUACUUUUGAGUUCGAUCUCAGCUAUGAAGACUGGAGAAGAACUUUCAAAACAUUGGAGGUAAAAGAAUGCGGGAUACUACAACUCCCAGAGGUCUCUUUAUUGAACUUCACAGAUGUCGUUGGAGAUUAUGAACCUUCAGAUAUGGAGCUUGUUCGUGAAGAUGAUGGUGACAAGAGACUACUUAUUUUCUGAUUCCGACUCAUUUUUUAUUCCCUGAUAAAUUUGCAUGCUUCUAAAUCCUGCAAUCUCUUGUAUUUUAAUCUUUGAGGCACUUCUUGAGUACGUAAUUAUUUUCUUUUUGGACAAAGAGUACGUAAUUAAAACAGCAAAAAAUUCUCAACCAAGAAAUCAAUGUAAGGAAUCCAAGUUAAAUUCUAACCAUUCCAAAACUUUUCAUUA
This is a messenger RNA of Raphanus sativus (radish), 3625 nucleotides long. Its product is annotated as disease resistance protein TAO1. Lineage: Eukaryota; Viridiplantae; Streptophyta; Magnoliopsida; Brassicales; Brassicaceae. Gene Ontology annotation, molecular function: ATP hydrolysis activity; ADP binding; protein binding. The record is from RefSeq and is a predicted model, not a curated record. The coding region runs from base 143 to 3418 and encodes 1091 amino acids. The transcript is spliced from 4 exons. Gene Ontology annotation, biological process: signal transduction; defense response.